Messenger RNA from Sporothrix schenckii 1099-18, 762 nucleotides. RefSeq lists its product as uncharacterized. Gene Ontology annotation, molecular function: protein binding. The record is from RefSeq and is a predicted model, not a curated record. The transcript is spliced from 2 exons. Lineage: Eukaryota; Fungi; Ascomycota; Sordariomycetes; Ophiostomatales; Ophiostomataceae. The coding region runs from base 1 to 762 and encodes 253 amino acids.
AUGGCAGUGCCCGGCAUCACUCAACUUCCAUGUGAGAUCAUCAACACGGUGCUUCGGCACUUGGGAAGUCUGCAGGAUCUUGCAUCUGCGCUCCUCACAUGUCGCCUUUUCCACACGAGCUUCCAGGAGAAUCCGCACAUCGCGAUUGAUAUAUUGCAGCAACAAAUCGCCCCGGCGCUGCUCCCUUAUGCAGUCGCCGUGAUGGAAGCAUCGCGUAUUGAUACACGGAUGCCUCAGCCGGUCCAGGCACUACUCGAUAAACUGCAAGACGAGAUAUACCUGGAGUCGCAAACGAAGUCGGCCACAAUGACAAGCCAUGCAAGUCUCAACGAAGUAUUGACCGAACUCUACGACGACGACGGAGACGAUGAUGACACUCCACUUCAUGAUUAUGCAGACAAGGAGACAGCUGCUCUGUUUCUACCAUCAGAACCUCGACAUGAUGCCGACAAAGGUCCCUUUGAAGCUUGGUGGAUAGCCAACAAAGAGCUACGUUUCCAUGACACUCUCAUGCAUAGUAACAAUGCUGGGUUUCGAGAAAGGGCGUAUGUGCUCUGGGACAAGGACCGUCUCCAACGAUACACCUUACUGGAGCUAUUUGCCCAACUUGCGCCAGAAUCAGAGCUGGAGCUGCAGAAUUCGGCUCCCGAACAAGCGGCGAUGCGCGAAUCAUUUGAAGCGCGUUCUAAAAUCUGGGAGAAGGGCGGCAGUGGGUAUUGGAGCAAGGGCGAUGAAAGCAGGAUAGUAUGGAAUACAGGGUGA